Messenger RNA from Closterium sp. Yama58-4, 1377 nucleotides. Lineage: Eukaryota; Viridiplantae; Streptophyta; Zygnematophyceae; Desmidiales; Closteriaceae. The record is from the annotation of a GenBank genome assembly.
AUGGAUCUACUAGAUGCCGACGCGCUAAGGCGGCUGUACCCGGAGGCGUUCUGGGCGCCGUUCCUCGCGGAGGGCAUGCGACCCGACGGCCGGCCCAUCGGGCAAGCUCGCGGCGUCAGCAUUGGUCUAGGCACUGUAACGAAUGCGGAUGCAUCAGCUCUGGUGAAGCUGGGAGACACAGCGAUGGUGGCGGCGAUAAAGGUGGAGGUGAUGGCGCCCUCCGACGACCGACCCACAGCAGGCGCUCUGCUGGUGUCGUGCGACCUACCGCCCAUCUGCUCGGCAGCAGUGCGGCCUGGGCGCCCCCCGGACAUGGCACACACCAUCUCGCACCACCUCACCUCCCUGCUCACCAGUGCCGCGUGUGUGGAUCUAACGCACCUCUGCAUCGUGCCGGGCAAGGCUGCGUGGGCCAUCUGGCUGGACAUCGUGUGCAUUGACGCCGAUGGUGCUCUCUUCGAUGCUGCUCUGCUCGCUGCUCUCGCCGCCCUCUCCUCCUUGACCCUCCCUGCAGUGGAUGUGGUGGCGAAUGGAAAGGUCUUUCUGCACUCACAAGCGGACGCGCAGACGGAUGGGGGGCGCACAGGCAGCGAGGGGGAGGGUGGGGAAGCAGGCGGGGGGGACCGGGGUGAUGGGGACGGGGUAGGUGCGGAUGAAGGGAGGAGGGACGGGGAUGGUAUGGUGGUGGAGCAAACAGUUGAAGGGAGAAGAUUGGAGCUGCAGGCGCUGCCAUUGGCCCAGACGGUGUGCUUAUAUGGGGGGCACCUGCUGGUUGAUCCUACGGCUGAGGAGGAGCGGCUGGGGAGUGGCAGUAACAAUGUGAUUAUAGCGAUGGAUAUGAUGGCGCGGGAGGGGGGGUCAGGGGUUGGGAAGGGUGCGGAGGAGGAGGGGGAGAAGGGAGGGGGAGGGAAGGGGGAGAGGAAAGGAGGGAGUGGGAGGGGAGGGGGGAAAGGGGGAGGGGGGAGUGAAGAGGGGGAGGAGCUGUUACUGGUGUUUAAGGCAGGAGGAUCGACAAGACUAACAGCAGCAGGCAUGCAGGUGGGUUGGGCAGCAAGCAGUGGCAGUACCUGUGUUCUGGGCAAACCCCUUUCGUUCCAAACACCCUGUAAUCAUCGAAACACUCACUCAGGAAUCCACGUGCCCCCACCACCCUCCAUACCCAUCCACACCCUUCAACACCCCUCACUCCCUCCCCUAUCCCUUCGGUCGGUGCGUGUGGUUGGGAAUCACUGCGAGCAGGACUGCAUUGCAGCAGCAGCGGUGAACCUCAGAGAGAGGAGAACUGCUCUGCUGGAUGCAUUGGCCGAGGCAGAAAAGGAGGAGGAAGAGGAGGAUGAGGAGGAGGAAGGGGAGGAGGGGGAAGAGAUGGAGAGUUGA